UCAUGACUGACGUUAUCAUUAUUAAUCAUUAUGGCCCCCUGAAUCCCAUUGAAAAUAUCCGAAAAUAGGCCUGUCGUACCCGCAGGCACUGUUAGGACGACGAUCCCAAGGAUCCACCGCUUCUUCCAGAUUCUCGUCGGAAAAAUAAUAAUUAUGCAAGAUCAAGCUGCUCAGCGCUCAGUGCUCACUAAUAGUCAUAUCCGAUCUGAAAUGCAAGCUUCAUGCAUGCUGUCCUCCAGCAGAUGAUCAGCCUUACAUGUCUCUCGAGCACGACCUCCGACAACCUCACUGCAUUGUUGGUGUUGAUCAACCCCUCCUUGCCGCGGAAUGACCGUGGAACAUUCCUUGGGAACCUAUCUCUCGCCGACUAUGGUUCCGGCUCCCCGCUGUUCUGCAUUUUCUCUGGUUGAGCUUCGGGUCUGAAGCUUAUCCAUACAGCAUGAACGUGAGCUCCUUGAGCAGAGAUGCGGUGAACAUUGAUCGAGCUCUCCGGGCUGCUACACACUAACCCAUCUAUCGGAAACCCUUGGCUACAACGCAGAAUUACGCUGGGCUGGGAUUUCAUGAUGCCAGGAUAUGCAUAUCGGACACCGGCUUAACGCCUCUUUUAUCCUUGAUAGACUUGGGAAUACGAUUCUAUCCAUGGAGUAUACCGGAGGAGAUUAAGGGGUCUUAUCAUUCUGUAUGGUGCGUGGAUUCAUGAUGUAAAGAGGGUAUCAGGGGCGGAUGGUCAUCGAUUUGGUAACUAAAGAAAAGGUACCUGUACCUUAGAUUGAUCAGUCGCCAGAUGCUUCGACAUUAUGGACAUCUUCAUCGACGUUCAGUACUUGGGCUCCCGUAUAUGCUCUGUACACGGAAUGAUUCUGAGAUUGCACCAUCCCUACAACCUCACGCAUCAUUGUUCCACUCAAACAUCCAGGGAUGAUACCAAAACACCGGGGACCCUUAUCAUUGUGUGAUAUGUUUGAUUAAAACUCUCGGCAUCAGCGAUAACCCACCAAAACGGCAAAGUCACCCCGCGCCAUUGCUGGCAAUACUGCUGAUCCGCCGGCUAUCCGUUAGAAUGAGGUGGCAUCCAAGACAUCAGGGAAUCACAAUUUAUGAUCAUUCAGGAUAUACAAUGUUCAACGCAGAUGGCCCCAGCUCAAUCCUAUUUAUCGAUAAGUAAGUUUGUUUCCCCCCUUUUCACGUUGCUCCGGCUUGAUUUAUUCUUGACCUCGGCUUCCCAGCUUCGUCUGUUCCACUGCACCCGUUUGGAUCGAUCUGUAGUAGGAUCUCUGGUAUUCUGAAAGAGACGAGCAUUAUGCGGCUCUUUCGUGCUCUGGGUGCGGCCGUUUCGCUGGCGUGCGCCGCGAACGCGGUGUCCGAACCUAUCCUCCACGAUAAACGGUCGUUUGUCGAACGCGAUGGAGUCAAUUAUACGGUCUUCGAGCACGCGGCAACCGGUGCACGGUUGGAAUUCGUUAAGAAUUCGGGUAUCUGUGAAACGACGCCCGGGGUUAAUCAGUAUUCCGGGUACUUGUCUGUUGGGACGAAUAUGAACAUGUGGUUCUGGUUCUUCGAAUCGCGUAGCAACCCUUCUACGGACCCGCUGGUCGCUUGGUUCAAUGGCGGCCCUGGCUGUUCGUCGAUGAUCGGUCUGUUUCAGGAGAACGGGCCGUGCCGUUUCGUCAAUAACGAGACCACUCCGUCAUUGAACCCAUAUAGCUUUAAUGAAGUUGCGAACGUCGUGUAUAUUGAUCAGCCCAUUGGAGUUGGUUUCUCCUACGGCACCGAUACUGUGACGAGUACGGAUUCGGCGGCUCCGUAUGUGUGGAAGCUGCUGCAGGCGUUCUUCACACGGUUCCCGGAGUAUGAGAGUCGGGAGUUCGCCAUCUUUACCGAGUCGUAUGGUGGGCACUACGGUCCAGAAUUUGCACACUACAUCCAGCAGCAGAAUGAGGGCAUCAAAAGGGGCUUGGUCAAGGGCGAAGAGAUCAACCUGGUUGCGCUGGGCAUCAACAACGGCUGGUUCGAUUCGGGCAUCCAGGAGAAGGCCUACGCCGAUUUCGCCUACAACAAUAACUAUCGGAGACUGAUCAACGAGUCGCAGUACGAGUCGUUCCUCGCGGCAUACUAUACCAAAUGUUUACCGGCAGUUCAAUUGUGCAAUCUCCUGCGCACCAACGAGGCGUGCGAGAACGCGGAUAACAUUUGCGGAAGCAAUAUCGACAACCCGAUCAGCGAAGCGGCCGACUUUGAUGUCUAUGAUGUUCGCUCGCCUGCUGAAGAUCCGAACCCGCCCAGCACAUAUUCAUCCUACCUGCAGCAGGAGGGGGUGGUGAAAGCCAUUGGUGCGAGGGUACAGUACCAGGAAUGUCCUGAUGCUCCUUACGAUAAAUUCAGCAAGACGGGAGACAACUCCCGUACCUUCUUGCCGACUCUUUCACAAGUUGUGCGAACCGGUAUCCAGGUGCUCAUCUGGGCGGGCGACGCAGACUGGAUCUGCAACUGGCUCGGCGUGCAAGAUGUUGUUAACGCCGUUGCGUUCCCCGGUACGCUAGAAUUCCGCAGAAAACCGUUAGUCCCGUACACGGUCGGCGGAGAGGCGAAGGGUACCUUUAAGGCUGUGGACAAUCUCAGCUUCCUAAGAGUGUUCGAAGCGGGCCAUGAAGUUCCAUUUUACCAACCGGAGCUUUCUCUGCAGGUGUUCAACCAGACACUCAGCAAGAAGGCAAUUUUCUCUACUUGAGAUGCAUGCCCCGUUUCAGACGGUAGAAUGUUGGGAGAGACUGUACGUACACUGUAUGAAAACUCUAUGUACAUAGUAGAGUCGCAAUGGUGAUAAGGUAGCGAUGGUACCGUUGUAUCGAACAAUCCAAGCAGCUAAUACUAAUGUCUUGGCGCUGCCGUGAACCAUGGAUGCUUGGCGCCCCGAUAGAUAAUAUCCCGGUGUCCUACGGACUACGGCGUAAUAAGGAUAAACAGAAGAUGGAAGGAAACUGCUAUCGAUCGUAUCGCGGCUGGCGCUUACCUGAUCGGGCCUAGAGGCACGCCACGGUGAGAAGUCAAUCCUUCAAACUUAAUCAACAUCUGCCCCUGCAGUUGCAGUUUCUCGCGUGUCCCUGAAUGAUUCCGAAUAGGACAUAUAUAUCAUGAGAGCAACAGCAGAUGUCUGCUGUGCUUUAUCAUCUCUCUGCAAACUGCAGACGUCCGAGAACAACGUAAAGAUCGG
Monascus purpureus is the source of this 3214-nucleotide messenger RNA. The record is from the annotation of a GenBank genome assembly. NCBI's taxonomy places the organism in Eukaryota, Fungi, Ascomycota, Eurotiomycetes, Eurotiales, Aspergillaceae.